AUUUGAACGCAUUUUUAUAGUUACAAUUCUACAUUUUAAUCGCUAUUUCAAUCUCAUUAGUAUCCGAAAAGUUUCUUUACCUUGUUUCAAAUGAAAACAAUUUAUUGCAAUAAUAUCUAAUUGAUUGUAUAACAAGUGCAUCCAACGUUGUCGACUGUGCUGACAACCUUCUCUGUGUCUCAAUUACUUCUCGGCUCCGGCAUAGAAAUCCGCAAUGAACAAAGAGGCGCCCGAUGUCCUUGAACUGAGCCAAGGUGUGACACCGCUCAACCUCAGCACAGAAUCCGGCUUCUAUGCCGAUUGGAAGCAAAUCUACCACGUGGACACAGAGCAGGCCAUAUUGAAUCCAUAUCCAAUUGAUACGAUCAUGCCGUCGAUCACACGACUGAUCUCCACACUGUGCGCUCAGUUUCGACUUUCGCACACGAUAGAAUUUUCUUCCAUAGACACGUUGGAACAGUUUCUGAUCAAGGUUGUUGCCGGUGGACGGGGAGCUCCGGUGAGAGAAAGCUACCUCCAGCAAAUGCCGAUGUAUGCAGUAAGUGUGGUUAAUUUGGUUAGUAAGUACUUCGAUGCCCACACCAAACUGGAUUGCAAUGGCAUUCAGCGCAUAUUUGCUAAAUUCAAUCCAGCCGUUGCUUGGUCCAGCAAUCGGACAAUGGAAUUGGAAUUUGAAGUUCUCAAAAAGUUGAAUCACAAGAUUUACCACUCCCUUCUCCUGGGUGCGGUAGAGCGCUUUGCAAAAGAUCACAUCUUAACAAUCGACGUCGUCGGGAAGGAUCACUUCGGAAAGGUUGGAGUCAAGCUUCUGCGUGUUGUGUAUGCGCAAAAGCAUUACAUCUACAAGAGUUUGCGAUCACGCGUAAGCUCCGAGGACAUGUUCGUACGGUUCAAGUCAAACAAAUUGAUUCUGGCAGCCGCGAUAGUUAUGGCUAUCUUGAAACUGUGCGGAGUUGACCAGCAGCAAGUAGUGGACAGUGUCGCCGAAACAUUGUCGAACGAAUGCUUUGUUGAGGCGAUGAACAUAAUUUUUCUGCGGGAUGCGAUAUUGAAUGUAUUUAAUUGUUGAUUUAUGAAGUGCGAAAUACAUGCUCAAGCUUCGCAUAAAAACAUAAUAAAAUGUAAUACUUUCGUUUUGGUAUGCAAUCGUCAAUGAACCCUUGCAUGCAGCGACCAAACGAUAGAGUCGUGGCGACAGUCGCGUUUGUUUGGGAGAGCAUUUAUACAUAUAUAUGUAUCGUUAUUUAGAUG
Molecule: messenger RNA, 1251 nt
Organism: Armigeres subalbatus
Lineage: Eukaryota; Metazoa; Arthropoda; Insecta; Diptera; Culicidae
Exons: 4
Coding region: 215-1069 (284 amino acids)
Source: RefSeq, a predicted model, not a curated record